AGCGCGGCAUUGUAAGCGCUCUAUAUACAUAUAUAUGUUUAAGCGCUUUUUCGAGCGAACAUCACCCCCACGGGCCUGCACGGCGAGCCCGAGUCAAGUUUGCUGCAGCAGCAGAUCUCGCAAGCCUUGGCGAGUGCGUGCGAACGUCAUUUCACCGCGUUUUAAACGUCUCAGCUCUUUAUUAACAGUGCGCGAUGCUGUCUGCUUCGCGACAGUUACAUAGUUAAAUAUCCGCAUCGAACGAUCUGUUCCAUCUCGUUCAUCGCCGUUGGCGUACAGUUAUAUAGUCGUCGCCGUCGUCGUCGUCGUCGUCGAGGUUCUCGCAACUUUAUAUACAAAGAGCAUCCAACUUUAGCCCUGGCCCUCCUCGUCUAGUGUGCCAUUUCACUGCAUCGGGGAGACUACUGCACUCCGCUUGCAUCAUCGUUCGCGUCUCUCUGUUCGAUAUACACAAAUGCACAGGGAAUAUCUGGAAUUUAUUAGCAAGAUAGUUUAACAACAGAUACCAAAAUGAAAUAUAGUUUUGUAUUUCGAUAGGGCAUUGGUUGAAAACAAGAUUGUACAUGCGCAUGUUCUGCCUCUAAAUUUGUUUGCACAAUUAUUACGCAGUUAAACUGCUGCAGAAUUUCAUUGCAGUUACCAUUUUCACAUUAGUAAUUUAAAUGCGUUCUAGUUUUAACGACAAUAUGGGGCCUACUGUUAAGGAUUCUCCUCCAAGUAGCCCUAAUUCUGAAAGCAUGGGAAGUUCGACGUCAACCAAAAGAAAAAGAAGAACUCACGACGGACCUACAUCAGGUGGAUCUCAAAAUUUUGCUCAUGCAUCCCAGUAUGUACAUACUGAAUCCAAAUAUCAACCUAAAGAAGAAAAAGAACCAAAAUUAUUUGACAAUGGUGUUAGUGCUCCACAUAUGUUAGGAAAUCAACUGAAUCCUUCAUCCUCAAUGGCACAAAAAAUGUCCGACACUCUUUCACAAGAAAUGAAAGCUCAUUCAAUUUUCACCGAAGCAAAUAAUGCUGGAGUCAAUUUGGUUGGCCCUCCUUUACACAGUCGUGUAAUUGCUUCAGUUAAAGCUAGUCAAAAUGCUGCCAGUACUUCUUUCACUUCUAACAAUCCCGCAGGAACAAGUAAUAACAGCGGAGUUCUUGGAAGUGGUAAUAUUCCUCAAACUUUAGAUCAGCUUUUAGAAAGACAGUGGGAACAGGGAAGUCAAUUUUUAAUGGACCAAGCGCAACAUUUUGAUAUCGCAUCUCUCUUAUCUUGUCUCCAUCAAUUGAGAGCAGAAAAUUUGAGAUUAGAAGAAAAUAUUACUAGUCUGUUGCAGAGAAGAGAUCAUCUAUUGGCUGUUAAUGCAAGACUUGCAAUCCCAUUAACAUCACCAUCAUCAAAUAACAGUAGUCAUACAUCCAUUGUUGAAAAUGGUGUUCCAUCAAAUUCAUCAACUGAUUCAUCUGCUCAUUCCCAAUUUCCUCAUAGAUCAUCAGCUACAAAUCAACCUCAACAGAGUUCAACCAUUAGACAUGCCUCAUCUGGAGGGAAUAAUUAUCAAGGGCAAUCGAAUAAUUUGAUUACUCAAAAUAACUCCAAUAGUUCAAAUUUGAUACGAAAUACUUCUGUUGAUAUGAUACGAAGCAUCCAAAGAUAAAAUAUCUGUCCUAUUUAAAUUAUACAAUUUUAGUUAUCAUGUUAUGUACAAUGUUGAAUAGAACAAAAUUAUGUAAUAAUGAUAAUUUUUGUAAAUUUAACUAUAAAAUAGUAGUUUGAUACUUUUACUAUACCGGAAAGUUAGUUAUAGCUAUUUAAUAUUUAGAAUAAAUGGAACCAUUGCAUUUGUUUGAUAGGUAUGCAAUUUUAGAAGUGGUAAUAUUUCCAAUGAAAUAUUCAUGUCCUCUCACUUUUAGGACUAGCAUUCACAGUAUUUCAAAACUUUUGAUACACUUUCUAUGACUUGGCAAUCUUAAUCUUGCUACAUUUGUACAAAUGUGGUUGAAAUUUUUUAAAAAAAUUCAUACUGCCACUAUAGUUAAAAAAGUAACUGUAAGGUCUAGAACACACCUAGAUAAACUGUAAUUAUAACAUUUUUGUAUUUUUGAAUAAAUGACUGCAAUUAUUGUUUUAUUUGAAAAAA
Molecule: messenger RNA, 2126 nt
Organism: Trichogramma pretiosum
Lineage: Eukaryota; Metazoa; Arthropoda; Insecta; Hymenoptera; Trichogrammatidae
Gene: Alh
Exons: 4
Coding region: 663-1643 (326 amino acids)
Source: RefSeq, a predicted model, not a curated record